This is a messenger RNA of Spirometra erinaceieuropaei, 1824 nucleotides long. The record is from the annotation of a GenBank genome assembly. NCBI's taxonomy places the organism in Eukaryota, Metazoa, Platyhelminthes, Cestoda, Diphyllobothriidea, Diphyllobothriidae.
AUGGACACGUACAAUCAUCGGUAUUUGCCAUCCGUGAUUCGCCAGUCUCUGUGCGAUGGAUUCGCAGGUGACCAACCAGACCAACGUGGUGACGUGGAGGUGCGAUCACUAUGGGGACAGGAUUGGGCCGAAUCCACAUUGCUGGCGUCGACAGUGGUCUGGUUGAUGCUCGUCGGUGUGUCGGGAGUAUGUCCAGUGGUGGUGGGUACAGGGGCCACAGCAGCAGACGGUGAGGCGAUGGAGGAAGAGGUGGUGAUGGUGGUGGAGGAGGUGGAGGAGGAGGAGGAAGAAGAGGAGAAGGAGGAGGGGGAGGAGGAGGAGGAGGAAGAUGGUAGUAGUAGUAGUAGUAGUAGUAGUAGUAGUAGUAGUAGUAGUAGUAGUAGUAGUAGUAGUAGUAGUAGUAGUAGUAGUAGUGGUAGGAGUAGUAGUAGUAGUAGUAGUAGUAGUAGUAGUAGUAGUAGUAGUAGUAGUAGUAGUAGUAGUAGUAGUAGUAGUAGUAGUAGUAGUAGUAGUAGUAGUAGUAGUAGUAGUAGUAGUAGUAGUAGUAGUAGUAGUAGUAGUAGUAGUAGUAGUAGUAUUAGUAGUGGGGAUUCAGGCGUGCUGUCAAUGUUGAUUGUCGGUGUGGGAAUUAGGCAGAGUUGGACGGGGAGACAGCAGCUGGUGUAGUCCGGGUGCCGCAGUUGGUACGAAGAUGUCCUACAAGGCCGAUUGGUGCCUGAAACGUCCGCUGGCAGCUUGGGCAGGUCGGAAUGGUUGAGUGUUGGCGUCGCGAGACGUGGUCAGUUGUGAUUCGUGGACCUCGCGUCUAGCUUUGGCGACGGUGAUGCGAUUGUCUUCGUAGAUUGCUGUGCCCGUCUUCAAUGCUCUCCUCCAAGUCGGUCGGUCUCGGACAAGGUCAUCCCAGUUGGCCGAGUUUAUCUGAAGACGCUUCAGACAAGUCUUAAGCGAGUCCCUGCAGCGCGGUAGCUGAACUUGUCGGCUGGAACCCAUGACGGCAUCUCCAUUCAGGAGUCCUUUGGGUAACCGUUCGUUCAUCCACAGUAGGUGGCCGCUCCAACGCAGUUGCAGUUGCCUCAGCACGGCGUAGACGCUGAGGAUUCCCGUCCGCUACAGUACAUCCGUGUACGGGAUCCAGUUCUGCCAUCUCAGCCUCACUAUCCUUCGAAGACAGCUGAGGUGGAAGUGACUGAGUGUUCGCGCCCGCUUCUUGUUCACCAUUUAGGUCUCCGCUCCAUACGGCAGCGUCGGCAGGAUGACUGCUCUGUACAGCUUCAGUUUGAUGUUGAGGUGGAGAUCCUAGCGAUUCCAGGCUGUGCUCUGCAGACGGCCGAAGGCUUGGCUGGCUUUGGAAAUCCGGCCGACCACUUCAUCGUCGACCUUGGUGUUGUUGGAGAGGGUGUUGCCCAGAUAGGCGAAAUUGUUCGCAGCUUGCAAUUGGGCGCUGUUCACGUUUAUUUGGAGUGCGACGUAGGCAACGUCGGGUGGCGGUUGAUGCAUGACCACUGUUUUCUCCGAGUUGACCAUCAGGCCGAAGUUGUCACAGGCGGCGGUGAAGAGGUCCAUGCACCUUUGCAUGUCCCCUUCGGAGGUGGCGUUGAGAGCACAGUCGUCGGCGAGCAGAAGUCCAUGGACGGAAGUUGUGGAUACACGCGACUGGAAGUGCAUCCGCCGUCGACUGAGAAGGUGGCCGUCCGUCCUAUAGACGACCCGGGUCCCGGGGCGUUGGUCGGUCCUUCAUUAAGAUGGCGAGAACAUGAGAGUGAAGAGGGUGGGCGCCAGGACUCAUCCCUGCUUCACUCCGCCAGUCACUGCGAAUGCCUCUAA